Molecule: messenger RNA, 2589 nt
Organism: Alosa sapidissima (American shad)
Lineage: Eukaryota; Metazoa; Chordata; Actinopteri; Clupeiformes; Clupeidae
Exons: 2
Coding region: 177-1601 (474 amino acids)
Source: RefSeq, a predicted model, not a curated record
GAUGGAUGGAUAGACAGUUGGAUGGAAUGUGCCUUUGAGUAUAGACCCUUUCAUGGAAUUUUCAUGCGUCCUAUUGUUGACGUCAGUUGGCCCCAGAAGGUUUCCGGUUUUAAACUUCAAGGCUUCUGAUACAUUGUAGCCUAACGGCAACGCAUGGAUGUGUCUGCUCAACGAAAAUGUCAAUAUCGAAACGAGGAGCGUGUUGUUCUGUGGUUGGGUGUUGCCUUAGACCAGGAACAAAUUUACUGUCACAAAUUAAGGUCUACCGUUUUCCAAAAGAAAACGUUCAGCGUGAUGCUUGGAUAGCUGCUGUCAAGCGAGAUGGGUGGAUACCAACAAGCAACUCAAGAAUUUGCAGCAUCCAUUUCAUAUCAGGGAAGCCAUCCAAUGACCCUUUGAGUCCUGAUUAUGCUCCAACCCUUUUACCCCAUAACCAAAAGCAGCCACAGUCACAUACAAACAGUUGGCGAGAUAACUCAGGAGAUCAUGGAUGUACUGUAUGCCUACAAGAUUAUCAAUCACAAUCUCAUUGUGACAUAUCUGUUGGAACCGAUCUAUGUAUGACAGAAAUAGAUAAUUUGCAGAAGGAAAAUGCUGCAUUAAAAGACAAAGUGGAGACUCUUGAAAAACAAUUGCAGGCGCUCCUCGGUGAGAAAGCAGAAUUAGGCCUAUUGGAUUUAAACAAUGACAAAAUAAUUCAUUUUCACACUGGACUGCCAUCGUCAAAGGUGUUUUUCACUUUGCUCACUUUCCUUACCACUGCCUGGAUCCCAUCUUCAACAUUACUCACACCAGCUUUGCAGUUUUACCUGGUGCUCAUGAAAUUGCGACUUGGGUUAACACACACAGAUCUUUCCUAUAGAUUUCAUUGUAGUGUUGGAACAGUCUCUGCAGUAUUUCAAGAUUGGCUGAAUGUAAUGGCUCACCGUUUGAAAUGUUUAAUUCACUGGCCUACAAAACAGGAAGUACAGAACAACCUGCCAGCCAUGUUCAAAUGCCAUCCAUUCGAUUCUGUGAGGUGUAUCAUAGACUGCAGUGAAGUGUUUGUUGACCGGCCUACAUCACUUGAUGCAAGAGCUUUAACUUACUCCAACUACAAAUCACACAACACCAUCAAAUUUCUCAUUGCUGUCAGUCCAACGGGAGCAGUUACCUUUGUGUCUAAAGCAUGGGGCGGUAGAGCCAGUGACAGAGUCAUAACCCAGUCAUCGAAAUUAGAAGAGGGAGACAUUGUUUUGGCUGACCGAGGGUUCAACUUCCCACAGUAUUUUUCUUCCAAAGGUAUGCAGCUUCUUAUCCCUGCUUCAACACGUGGAAGAACACAGCUGUCAGGGGCGGAAGUUACCAGGUCAAGGCAGAUUUCAAGAGUUAGGAUUCAUGUUGAAAGAGCAAUUGGACGCAUAAAAAAUUACCGCAUAUUGCACAACACUCUCCCAGUCAGCCUUGUGAAAGGAAGAUUGAAUGACUCCAUGUCAACUAUAGACAAAAUAAUACUUGUUUGUUCAGCUUUAUCCAACUUGGAUAAGCCUUUAGUUCGUCAAAUGUCUUUUUUUUGGUCAAAAAAGUGGACUCGUGUGAAUUUUUCCAUUUGUAUCAUUUAAUCACACUAGCAAAAUACAACAAUGCCUCAAUUAUAUGUUAGAUUACUAAAUCAAUGCUAAAUAUUUAUUUUGUAUUAUAUAUUAUUAUUAUUACACUACUUAUAGUAUGACUACAUUUUAACACUGUAUUUAAUAAUUUCUAAUUUAGUAAUAUUAGCAUUCAUUGAGAAUUUGGAAUAUUUUUGUGCAGUCUAGGCAUUUCCACUGCUUAUGCGGAUGCCUUUUUAGGCCUAAACACUGCAGGUGGAAUACUUUUUGACAGACUCUGCAUUGUGUCACGUUUGUUUUAAGGCCUCUUUUACAUGGGCACGUGGUCUGAGCCAUUUCAAAUUGUUUUUUGAGUUUUUGUGUGCAAAUUUCUUUCAGUAUGUGCUGUCUGUAAAACAGGUCAAGAGUUGGUUUGGUAUGAGCCCAGUCUUCUUCAGAAAAGGGUAUUCUCUGAACAUGGCUCUCUUUUGUAGUCCAGACUACAAAGUAUGAUGUUUUAACAUCACAAAUUGCCAUUUGCCCUUGUAUUUGUGUGUAAUAUGCAUGGCUUUUCUUAAGUUGAUAAUUAGCUUGGAGACAAAAAUCUUGCCUACCUACUGCCUGACUUAGAGUCGCAUGUGCAUAUUUUGCUGGGCAUUUUAUUUCAAGUACUACUGGAGUGCAGCACCUGCAAUGCACCAACCCAUCUGAGCUUGCUCCUAAGUGGGGAUAUUUGGGAUUAACCACCAACCCAACUUCAUAAACUUGAAGACCCUCAUGACUGGCCGUCUGACUUGAAAUAAAUGCUGCUCUUGCCUUAUUUUCAUUGUCUCUACCCCAAGAUGUAGCUGCUGUACCUUUAGUGGAUGUGUACCCCAUACUCUUUGAUGUUAGACUAACCUGAGCAGUUUUACAUUUUACCACAUAAUUAAAUUGACUGGCAGUAAUUCUCCCCUCCCUGUGCUGAAACCAUUGUUUGCAAGAGGACUGUCCCUGUGUACUUUCCUGGAGCUUUUUGCAA